Molecule: messenger RNA, 753 nt
Organism: Momordica charantia (bitter melon)
Lineage: Eukaryota; Viridiplantae; Streptophyta; Magnoliopsida; Cucurbitales; Cucurbitaceae
Source: RefSeq, a predicted model, not a curated record
CUCCCUAUUCUUUAUUUUCCCCAUUCAUUAUUUCUUCUUCUUCUCCAAUGGCCAGUGUUGAGGUUGAAUCAUCGGUUGCGAACUUGCCGGAGAACGUGGAGGCGCCGGAGGCGAAGGUCGAAGAAAAAUCUCCCGAAGUCCAGCCAGCGAGCGAAGAAUCUCCGGUGGCUGAGCCAGCUGACGUAGAAGAACCAAAGCCUGAAGCCACGGAGGCAGAUCAGGCCGUACAAUCGGCUAAAGCUCCGGAGGAGGCCGUGGAAGCGGCAGAGGAGCCGAGAGUUGAGGAAGAAGAAAAGAAGGAAGAAGCAGCGGAAGCUGAAUCAGUGGACAAAGAAGCCGUGCCUGCAGCAGAAGAGCCAAAGGCCGAGGAGUCUCAAACCGCCGAGCCCGCUGCCGAACCGGCCGCAGCCGCAGUGGAGGAUGAGAAACCAGUUGAAAAAGAGAAAGCAGCUGAGGUAGCAGAAGAGAAGAGCCAAGAAUAGAGAGAUGGAAGCCAUGUGAAGGGAAGAACUGAAGAAGGGGAGAGAGUAUUUAAGUAGUUAUUAAUUUAUGUGAUGUUUUUUCUUUCUUUGAUUUUCUAUUGGUUUAUUGAGGUUUUUGAGUGGGGAAUUUAUAUAUCUGAAUUAUUAAGAAAUUAAGUUGAAGGAUGUGUUAUGGAGUUGAAGGAUUUGGCUGCUAUAUGGGUUUGAAGAUAAUAUAUUAUCUCUCAACUUCUAAGAGUUAUUAAAUUUGAUAAUUAAGUAUUUGGUGUGA